Messenger RNA from Fusarium verticillioides 7600, 105 nucleotides. RefSeq lists its product as hypothetical. The record is from RefSeq and is a predicted model, not a curated record. NCBI's taxonomy places the organism in Eukaryota, Fungi, Ascomycota, Sordariomycetes, Hypocreales, Nectriaceae. Bases 1 to 105 code for a protein of 34 amino acids. The transcript has 2 exons.
AUGGGGGAGCAGUGGGCCCCCGGCACUCAGAGAGACAAGGCGGGAGGCGCGCAGGGGUUGGCCAAGUACCGUGAACUCAAGCCUAGACGAGCUAAGGCAAAUUGA